UACAUCGAAGCCAUCAGCAACAAGCAAGGUGAGCUGGAAAACUACGUCUCUGAUGGCUACAAGACAGCUCUCACGGAAGAGAGGAGACGGUUCUGCUUCCUGGUGGAAAAACAGUGUGCAGUAGCCAAGAGCGCGAUCACCUACCAUGCCAAGGGGAAGGAGAUGCUGACACAGAAACUGCCGCUGUGGCAACAGUCCUGCUCGGAUCCCAACAAGAUCCCGGACCGCGCUAUCCAACUGAUGCAGCAGAUGGCUGCCAGCAGCAAUGGCACCAUUAUGCCCAGCCCUCUGUCUACAUCCAAAUCCAACCUCAUCAUCUCUGACCCCAUCCCUGGUGCCAAACCUCUCCCUGUCCCCCCGGAGCUGGCACCUUUUGUAGGACGCAUGUCGGCGCAGGAGGCCAUGCCGGUGAUGAACGGAGUCUCAGGCCCAGACAGUGACGGGUACAACCACUGGUCUGAGAUGAAGCCAGCACAGCCCAAAUCUUUAUCUCCUCCCCAGCCUCAGAAGCAGCUGAGUGACUCUUACUCCAACACACUCCCAGUUCGCAAAAACGUGGCACCGAAAAACAGCUACGCCUCAGCUGAAAACAAGACACUGCCACGCUCCAGCUCCAUGGCUGCAGGGCUCGAGAGGAACGGCAGGACGAGGGUGCAGGCCAUUUUCUCUCAUGCUGCCGGAGAUAACAGCACCCUCCUGAGCUUCAAGGAGGGUGACCUCAUCACGCUGCUGGUGCCCGAGGCCCGGGACGGCUGGCACUAUGGGGAGAGCGAGAAAACAAAACUGAGGGGCUGGUUUCCUUUCUCCUACACACGGGUCCUUGACAAUGAUGGCAGCGAGCGGGUCCACACGAGCCUGCAGCAAGGGAAGAGCAGCAGCACCGGCAACCUGCUGGACAAGGACGACAUCGCCAUCCCGCCGCCGGACUACGGCAUGGCCUCCCAAGCCUUCCCAGCACAAGGUGCCAACACCUUCAAGCAGAGGCCAUACAGCGUGGCCGUGCCUGCCUUCUCCCAGGGUCUCGAUGACUAUGGGACGAGGUCCGUCAGCAGGUAA
Messenger RNA from Nestor notabilis (Kea), 1056 nucleotides. RefSeq names its product BAI1-associated protein 2 (gene BAIAP2). The transcript is spliced from 7 exons. NCBI's taxonomy places the organism in Eukaryota, Metazoa, Chordata, Aves, Psittaciformes, Psittacidae. Gene Ontology annotation, biological process: actin crosslink formation; actin filament bundle assembly; plasma membrane organization. Gene Ontology annotation, cellular component: nucleoplasm; cytosol. The annotation marks the transcript as partial. The record is from RefSeq and is a predicted model, not a curated record. Gene Ontology annotation, molecular function: protein binding.